GGAGUGUUUCUGGCCUCCUGAAUGUAGUUAAGAUUGGGAUUCCUUUCCUUUGAGAUUCCCAGUUUUAAUUUCAAUAGAAAAAGAGCUUCAGAGUCCUAGGAGAUUUGUUGAGAUGCGUAAAGGUGAACCUCAGGGUCCUUGUUCCCUACUACUAAGUCAUCCUCCCUUCCAACAAGCUAAUUCAUCAGGAGGAUGACCCUGUCAGUCUACACCUCCAGAAGAUUUUACCAGAGCUAGACUGAUUCUGAAAGCAUCACAGAUCUCCCCUGCAUAAGGUUUACCAGGGUAUCUCUGGUCUGUAGUAUGUGCUGGGCUCUGUAUUUCACAUAUCUGGAGCCCUCACAAAAGGCACGUCUGUCCCUUAACUGUCUCUUCUCUCCCUGCAGCUUCUCACCCAGUGUCAGCAGUGACCUCAUGGUGAAUGGAGAACUUGUUUGCUCAAGGCUCUCUCUCUAAGUGAGCCGAGCGCUGUUUCCAUGCCAAACCCUGACGUGAUGGGCAAUUGGGCACCUCAGAUUAGGAGGGCUGGGACGCUGCUUUGGUGUUGCAAACAGAUUGCUAACUGAUCCUGCGAGGACACUGCCCCCUGCCCUCCCUCUGCUAUGAACACUUCUGCUUUCAGCCUCCCCACACCGGCAGUGUCGGAGGAGGGGAAUGCCUCUAGCAGCUGGGAAGGCUUCACCACCCCCAACAGCUCCACUACUGUCAGCCCUGGUGUAGUUGUCAGCGGUGUCCUCAUCCCUGUGGUCUACCUCAUUGUCUGUGUGGUGGGGCUGGCUGGAAAUUCUCUGGUCAUUUAUGUGGUCCUGCGGCACUCAGUGAGUGAGUCAGUGACCAACGUCUACAUCCUGAACCUGGCCCUAGCUGAUGAGCUCUUCAUGCUGGGCCUGCCAUUCCUGGCUGCCCAAAAUGCCCUCUCCUACUGGCCGUUUGGUUCUUUCAUGUGCCGCCUGGUGAUGGCCGUGGAUGCCAUCAACCAGUUCACCAGCAUCUUCUGCCUGACGGUGAUGAGUGUUGAUCGCUACUUGGCAGUGGUCCACCCAGGGAAGUCCUCCAAAUGGCGGACAGCACGAGUGGCCAAGGCUGUGAGUGCAACGGUGUGGGUGCUGUCUUCAAUAGUGGUGCUGCCUGUGGUUGUCUUCUCAGACGUCCCUUUAGGGAUGAGUACGUGCCACAUCCAGUGGCCAGAGCCAGCCUCGGUGUGGAGAGCUGGCUUCAUCAUCUACACUGCUACGCUGGGCUUCUUUGGACCACUGCUGGUGAUUUGUCUCUGCUAUCUUCUGAUUGUUGUGAAGGUUCGUUCCUCUGGCAGGCGGGUGAGGGCUCUGUCCUCCAAGCACAAGCUUUCAGAGCGCAGAGUGACCCGCAUGGUGGUGACUGUUGUGGCUGUCUUCGUCCUUUGCUGGCUCCCCUUCUAUGUCCUCAACAUAAUCAAUGUUGUUUGCCCACUGCCAGAGGAGCCGUCCCUCUUUGGUGUCUACUUCCUUGUGGUGGUGCUGCCGUAUGCCAAUAGCUGUGCCAAUCCUAUCAUCUAUGGCUUCCUCUCCUACCGCUUCAAGCAGGGCUUCCAGAGGGCCAUCUUCAGGCCAUCCCGCCGAGUCCAGAGCCAGGAGGUGCCAGCGGGCCCCCCAGAGAAGACCAAUGAUGAAGGGGAAGAGGGUGAGAUCAGCAAGAUCACCCAGAAUGGAAAUGGCAGGCAGGAGCGCCCUCUAAGCGGUGAAGAAGGAGAGAGCAAUGAGCAAAAACCACUCCCUGAGCAGCCUGUGGGAUGUGAAAAGAGCAACAAGUUGCAUGUCAGUUAUUUGUGAUGAAAGGGAUGGUGUAGGGGAAAGAGACAUCGGAACAUGAGGUCCCCUUCACCUUAUCUGCUUUUCAACCUCAAAGGCAAUGGGAGACAAAGGCAUAUUAAAGUCCAAGAGUCUGUUUUAAAGAUGAAGAGGGCUCCAUGAACUUGUAGAAAAAGCAAGACAUUUUUCUUGGCUUUGGAAAAGACACCUGAGGUUUAUGUGGUACUGGAUAAAGAAUGGACUGCAUCCAGGGGGAGCUGAAGAGGUGCUGGGCACUGACAAUACAGAGAGAGCAAGAUCAGCCCUAGAUUGCAUGAUCUGUCCUUAAAUGACUCAGCUGUGGAGGGCAUCAGCUGCCAUCUGAUUGUAGCAUGUCAAGGAAGUUCCCAAAUGGCAUAUACUACACGUAGGCAUCCCAGUGCCUUGAUUAUCCUCCUUACAAACACAAGAAGUGGUUUACCCUGAAAGACAAACAGGGAGGAAAAAUGUCUGCAGCAAAGACAUACCAGCCAGUUGCAUGCAUGGCUGACCCCUCUCUAGCUCUUAAAAAUGCCUUGGGGACAGAUUUCCUGCCCAUGCUGGUCAUGGCUGGAGACUACUAAUUGCUCAAAACCUCCUCUUUCUUUUUAAGGCUCUCAUGGACUCUGGGCAGGCUGAUGGGACUUACCUGGGAGAAAAAAAUGGAACAUUUCUUUCCUGCAUCUCACAUUCUUCAGGGUUUUCCUGGUGCCUCUGCACCCCGGUGGGAGGUGUAACAAAGGUAGAGAAAAAGACAAUGCGACAUGAAUCAGAGGCAGUGUUUCUUACAAGCUGAAAUGCCCUUUCCCUUUUCCUCUCCCUAAGCCUUACUGUAAAUAAAAAAA
Messenger RNA from Manacus vitellinus (golden-collared manakin), 2650 nucleotides. It is a transcript of the gene SSTR3, whose product is annotated as somatostatin receptor 3. The record is from RefSeq and is a predicted model, not a curated record. NCBI's taxonomy places the organism in Eukaryota, Metazoa, Chordata, Aves, Passeriformes, Pipridae. Gene Ontology annotation, cellular component: membrane; neuron projection. The transcript has 2 exons. The coding region runs from base 603 to 1808 and encodes 401 amino acids. Gene Ontology annotation, biological process: neuropeptide signaling pathway. Gene Ontology annotation, molecular function: somatostatin receptor activity; neuropeptide binding.